Molecule: messenger RNA, 964 nt
Organism: Mesitornis unicolor (brown roatelo)
Lineage: Eukaryota; Metazoa; Chordata; Aves; Mesitornithiformes; Mesitornithidae
Gene: ST8SIA3
Product: ST8 alpha-N-acetyl-neuraminide alpha-2,8-sialyltransferase 3
Exons: 3
Biological process (GO): oligosaccharide metabolic process; N-glycan processing
Molecular function (GO): alpha-N-acetylneuraminate alpha-2,8-sialyltransferase activity
Source: RefSeq, a predicted model, not a curated record
GUCCCAGUUCGCGCUGAAGUUCCUGGACCCCUCAUUCGUUCCCAUCACCAACUCCCUGACCCACGACCUGCAGGAGAAGCCCUCCAAGUGGGCCUUCAACCGGACGGCAUUUGCACACCAGAGGCAGGAGAUCCUUCAGCACGUCGACGUGAUAAAGAACUUCUCUCUGACCAAGAGCAGCGUGCGGAUCGGACAGCUGAUGCACUACGAUUACUCCAGCCAUAAGUACGUCUUCUCCAUCAGCAACAACUUCAGGUCGCUGCUGCCCGACGUGUCGCCCAUCCUCAACAAGCACCACAACAUCUGCGCCGUGGUGGGCAACAGCGGCAUCCUGACCGGCAGCCAGUGCGGGCAGGAAAUCGACAAAUCCGACUUCGUUUUCCGCUGCAACUUCGCUCCCACCGAGGCUUUCCAAAAAGACGUUGGGCGGAAAACCAACCUCACGACCUUCAACCCCAGCAUCCUGGAGAAGUAUUACAACAACCUCUUGACCAUUCAGGAUCGCAACAAUUUCUUCCUGAGCUUGAAGAAGCUCGACGGGGCCAUUCUGUGGAUCCCCGCGUUUUUCUUCCACACGUCGGCGACAGUGACGAGAACGCUGGUUGACUUCUUUGUGGAGCACAGGGGGCAGCUGAAGGUGCAGUUGGCCUGGCCAGGAAAUAUAAUGCAGCACGUCAACAGGUACUGGAAGAACAAGCACCUGUCCCCAAAGCGGCUGAGCACCGGCAUCCUCAUGUACACCCUCGCCUCCGCCAUAUGCGAGGAGAUCCACCUCUACGGCUUCUGGCCCUUCGGGUUCGACCCCAACACGCGGGAGGACCUCCCGUACCACUACUACGACAAGAAGGGGACCAAGUUCACCACCAAGUGGCAGGGGGCGCACCAGCUGCCCGCCGAGUUCCAGCUGCUCUACAGGAUGCACGGGGAGGGACUGGCCAAGCUCACCCUGUCGCACUGUGCCUAA